AUGGCAUACGAUCAGAAUUAUUACCAGGCGCCGCAGAGGCCGAAUGGUAGAGAAAGGCCGGGUCCUCAGGGAUAUAAUGAAGCCCCUCAGCAGCAAUAUCCACCACAGCAACAGGAACAGUAUGCGCAGGACGGUUAUGGUUAUGACGACUACAACAAUCAAGCAUAUGGCCAACAGUACGACCAAGGUUAUCAAGCUCCAAAUGGCGCUGGUGGCGGGAGGGGAAACGACUAUCCACCACCGAACCACAAUUAUCCCCCACAGCAGGAAUACUACGGCAAUGAUCGGGGCGGAAUGGCUCCAAGGGGUGGUGGAAGAGGACCGCCUCCUCAGCAAAGGCCACCCCCAGGAAGCAGAGGAGGAUAUGGUGGACAAGGUCAAGGCAGAGGAUACCCAAAUGGUGGUCCCAUGGGUCGAGGAGGACGGCCGCCAGGUCCAGAGAGAGCUCCCUCCUCUGAUCCAGGUCCAAACGGAAUGGUCCGAAGACCUCUGAAAACGCCGCCAAUGUCACCAGAUGUCCCGUCGGCAUGGGAUAAUCCGUUCCCUACUCUCCCAGGCGCGAAAAAGAAGACAUCAUUAUCUGAAGAGCAGGAUAUUUUGAACAAGAUGGCUGCGAUGGAGGUUGGUGGCCCUCCGCAAGGUCGUGGAAGAGGUGGGAAAAGUGGGAAAGGAUAUGCGCUUCGGAAUGUUCCAACAGAUGAUUAUGGUCGUCCUUCGAUAGAAGGCAGGAGACCGCCGCCUGACGAUUAUGGACGACGAAGUGCUGAAAGCUCGAGGAGACCGCCACCUGAUAAUUACGGACGACAAUCGUCUGAUAGUCAGCGACCCAUGCCUCAGCGGAAUUAUCCUCCUCAACAACAAAGACCUCCGCAGCAAGGAUACCCAGAACCAAGAGGGCCGCCACAAGGAGCAUAUCAACAACAGCCGCAAAAUGCCUACGGUGAGUCUGGUUACGAUGAUAGAGGGGGUUAUGGUAGAAAUGGCCCUGCAUCGCCAGGUUUUGCUCCACCUGGAAGGAGUAUGACAAUGGGCAGCGAACCUCGAAUGCAAGCUAUGCCACGUCAAGCACCAAUACAAAAUUCUAUGGAUGGUGUCGGACCCAGCGCACCUUAUAAUGGACCCGUAGGUCGUCAAAUGGCACCAAGGCCUGCAACAGCCGGAGGACAACGACCUAUACCGCAGAGGAAUUAUGGGCCGCCUGCUCCUAUGGAACAAGAUCCCUAUGGCACUGGUCGUGCACCACCACCUCCUGUGAAUACUUAUCAAAGUGACCCACACUACGCACCUCAAGAUUAUUCAGCUCAGUCGAAUGAUGCACCCUAUGAUGAUUUUUUUGAUGCGUAUUAUGACGGUCCAGCCAACGCUGGUCCUCCUGCAAACGGACGACGCCCAUCAGCGGACUCAGAUAUGCCAAACUUUGAUGCUGUAUCUAGCCGGCCGGGUAAUCACAAAAGAGGUGCUUCUAUCGAUGAACAUAUCCAGCCUCAAGCUGGCGGCCCUCCAAACGGUUACACGCCGCAGCUCAAGCCUAUAAAAUCUCAACCCGACUUUCGAGGAAGGGCCGAGCCUCAAACUGCUGUUUUUGAAAUGGCUGGCUCAGUACCGGCAAUGCCACCUGCACCAGUUCCACAGGCUUAUGAUUCUGAAUACGGACAGCAAGGUGGAUAUGGAGGACCUCAAAACAGUAAUUACGAUAACCCGGAUCCAGCAUAUCAGCAGCAAUAUAGCGAACCUCCACCACAACAGAACAGCUUUAUUCCACCUCCAAGAAGUGCCUCUGCAGCACCACGAGCAGGGCAACCUGGAUAUGGCGGUGGCCUUCCAAGUGGCCCACGACCAGGUAUGGGUGGGCUACCAAACGGACCAUCUCCUCAGAACCCAUCACGUGCAAACACGAUGAAUAGUAUGCCGUCAAGACAACCAGUUCUAUCACCAGAUGCGCUACCUUCACAUCCCCCGCCAGUUCGUGCUGGAUUAAUCCCUAAUUCUGUUGCAAGCCUAGCAAGUAACAAGCCAACUCCAGUCCGCAAUUAUGCUGGCAUCACCCCGUCGCCUCAGCAAAUAAACCCUCAGCAACCUCCGCCUCAGCAGCAAGUACAGCAACCGAUUAGUAUGCCAGCUGCACCAGCACCAGCGCCUUCGGGGCGGCCUCUAUCGUCUGCUCCGGUGACGGCUGCAGAAUUGGAACGACUUAGGCAGAUAGUAAAAGGAAAUCCAAAUGACCAAGCCAGUGCGCUUCAACUUGCUCGCAAGCUAGUAGAAGCUUCCGAAAGUUUGGUUCAGACGAUUCCUGAUCAAAGGACGCGGAACAAGACGCGCGAGAAAUACGUUAUGGAUGCACAUAAAAUUCUCAAGAAGCUUGUCCAAGCUCAAAAUACUGACGCCAUGUUUUUCCUCGCUGAUAGUCAUGGAAGAGGUGCACUAGGCCUGGAGCCUGAUAACAAGGAAGCCUUCACAUUAUAUCAGUCUGCAGCUAAAGCUGGCCAUGCCGCUGCCGCGUAUCGAACAGCCGUCUGCUGCGAACUUGGUAACGAAGAAGGAGGUGGGACAAGAAAAGAUCCUUUAAAAGCUAUACAGUGGUACAAACGCGCUGCCACACUUGGCGACACUCCAGCAAUGUACAAAAUGGGCAUGAUAUUACUAAAAGGAUUACUCAACCAACCCAAGAAUCCUCGCGAAGCCAUCGGAUGGCUCAAACGUGCAGCUGAACGAGCAGACGCCGAGAACCCUCACGCCCUCCACGAACUCGGUCUCUUAUUCGAAAUGCCACAAAACCCAGAAAGUUCCGUCGUCCGCGACGAAGCCUACUCUUUCUCCCUCUUCCAACAAGCCGCCAACCUCGGCUACAAAUACUCCCAAUACAGGCUCGGUUGCGCGUACGAAUACGGCCUCUUCGGCUGUCCCGUCGAUCCUAGACAGAGUAUCAUGUGGUACUCCCGCGCCGCGGCUCAAGAGGAACAUCAGAGUGAACUUUCACUCUCGGGCUGGUAUCUCACCGGUAUGGAAGGCGUGCUGCAGCAGAGCGACACGGAAGCCUAUCUCUGGGCGCGCAAAGCUGCGAUGGCUGGAUUGGCUAAGGCGGAGUAUGCGAUGGGGUAUUUUACUGAGGUCGGGAUUGGCAGUCCGGCGAAUUUGGAGGAUGCGAAAAGGUGGUAUUGGAGAGCUGCUGCGCAAAAUUUCCCAAAAGCGCGAGAGCGACUCGAAGACCUGAAACGUGGCGGUAGUAAAGGGGCGGCGAAACAGCGCGAGAGGAUCUCCAGAUCUCAACAGAAGGAUGGGGAGUGUGCUGUUAUGUAA
Glarea lozoyensis ATCC 20868 is the source of this 3297-nucleotide messenger RNA. Its product is annotated as HCP-like protein. Lineage: Eukaryota; Fungi; Ascomycota; Leotiomycetes; Helotiales; Helotiaceae. Gene Ontology annotation, molecular function: protein binding. The transcript has 3 exons. The record is from RefSeq and is a predicted model, not a curated record. The coding region runs from base 1 to 3297 and encodes 1098 amino acids.